This is a messenger RNA of Arabidopsis arenosa, 855 nucleotides long. The record is from the annotation of a GenBank genome assembly. NCBI's taxonomy places the organism in Eukaryota, Viridiplantae, Streptophyta, Magnoliopsida, Brassicales, Brassicaceae.
AGAAUCCCUAAUUCAUCAGCGAGACGCAGGAGCAAGAUGAUGAAGCACACGCAAAAGAUUGUCGCAAAGUACUGUGGAAGAGCGUAUUCAACCAUGGCAUCUUCCCCACUGUCCUCGAGCGUCAAGCAUGGGUGGAAGGAGCAGGACGGCUUGGUUCUUGCUGUGGCAUUUCUUGGCGGAUAUUUUGGCCAUGCUUGCAGAAAUCUUUACAAGAGAAGAAAGCAUUGGCACAAAGUAGACGGAAUGUACAAGGAGCACGUCAAGCGUACGAUGGAGCUGUAUGAUAGAUCUGUCCGAUAUCGUAAUGCAAUUACGCUGAUUUUGCUCGAGGAGGGUAAAUCCAGGCCCUGAACAAUUCAGUCCUUGCCGGCAUCUUCUUGUUUUGUGGUGUUCUAUGUUCUGCCCCAAAUCCAAUGUUAUUUUGGACUAUGUAUUUGUCGUGUAAUGCUUUUAUGGGUUUGUUGUUAAGUACUCUUGUUAAUGGAGUUGCAGUAUCUAUGUAUGGAUCUUAUCUAUUAAUGGUUUUGUAAUUUGUUAGCGUUUCAUUUUUAUAUUCGCUGCUGAAAGGCCAUGAUUGGUUAAGAUAGUGGUUUCUGUGCCUUGCUUGGAUGACUUCAUUUUGCAUUGUGUGGCUCCGUUUUUCUUCCAUCUCUCUUCUAAUUACAUUUUCUGCUUAAUUUGUUGACAUUUUUCCUUCCUUACCACUGGUAUCUUGAUGUUGAACUUUGCACACUAUAUUUUACUGUUAGGGUCUUUGUGCUUUAUUGCUUCACCCUCACAUUUGAAUCGAGGAACCAACCAUGCAACUUCUUAACCCGACACAACUAUGAAAGGAAAUAAACAGUUCCACAAAAC